Trifolium pratense (red clover) is the source of this 2560-nucleotide messenger RNA. RefSeq names its product cation/H(+) antiporter 15-like. Bases 1 to 2487 code for a protein of 828 amino acids. NCBI's taxonomy places the organism in Eukaryota, Viridiplantae, Streptophyta, Magnoliopsida, Fabales, Fabaceae. The transcript has 3 exons. The record is from RefSeq and is a predicted model, not a curated record. Gene Ontology annotation, molecular function: antiporter activity. Gene Ontology annotation, biological process: regulation of pH; proton transmembrane transport. Gene Ontology annotation, cellular component: endomembrane system; membrane.
AUGGCUGUUUUGAAAAACACAACAUUAGAUGAAAUGGUGUGUUAUUCACCAACUAUGAUAACAACAAAUGGGAUAUGGCAAGGAGAUAACCCUUUGGACUAUGCUCUUCCUCUCUUCAUCCUACAAGUUAUUUUAGUUGUUAUUGCCACACGUAUCUUCGUUUUCAUACUCAAGCCCAUUCGUCAACCACGCGUCAUAGCUGAAAUCUUGGGAGGGAUAGUAUUGGGUCCUUCUGUUCUCGGACGAAACAAAGCAUUUGCAGAAGCAGUUUUUCCAUUAAGAAGUGUGAUGGUGAUUGAAACAAUGGCAAAUGUUGGUCUUUUGUAUUUUCUAUUCUUGGUUGGAGUAGGGAUGGAUGCAUCUUCAUUACGACGCAUUGGUAAAAAAUCAUUUACUAUAGCAAUUGCAGGAAUGAUAUUACCAUUUGGAACUGGAGCACUAUUUUCCAUUUUUUGGUUGAGAAAUGAUGGGGAUGAAAAUACUACAGCUUUUAUCCUAUUGCUUGGUGUUAUUCUUUCGGUCACUGCGUUUCCUGUUCUUGCUAGGAUCCUCGCCGAACUAAAACUAAUCAACUCAGAGUUGGGAAGAGUUGCUCUUUCAUCUGCACUUAUUAAUGAUGUUCUAUCAUGGGUACUUUUGGCUAUUGCAAUUGCUUUGGCAGAGAAUGAAAGAGUGACAUUUGCAUCUUUAAUGGUUGUAUUGUCAAGUGCAGCAUUUGUUGCUUUUAAUGCUUUUGUUGUAAGACCGAUAAUUAUGUGGAUAAUAAGAAAAACACCAGAAGGUGAAUCAUUCAGUGACUUCUAUAUAUGUUUGAUACUAGCAGGUGUGAUGAUCUCAGGUUUUAUCACUGAUGCUAUUGGAACUCAUUCUGUUUUUGGAGCUUUUGUGUUUGGUUUGAUCAUCCCAAGUGGUCCACUUGGUUAUGCUCUUAUUGAAAAGCUUGAGGAUUUUGUUUCUGGCCUUCUACUUCCUCUAUUUUUUGCAAUCAGUGGAUUAAAGACUAAUGUUGGACUCAUCAAUGGUUUUUCUACAUGGGCAAUUUUAAUCAUUCUUGUUGUAUUGGCUUGUGUUGGUAAAGUGGCUGGAACUUUAAUUAUUGCUCUUAGUUAUCAAAUGUCAUUAACCGAAGGUGCUGCACUUGGCAUGCUUAUGAACACGAAAGGCCUUGUGGAAAUUCUUGUUCUUAACAUUGGUAGGGAUCAAAAGGUUUUGGAUGAAGGGUCAUUUGCAACUAUGGUAGUUAUAACUAUAAUGAUGACUAGCGUGAUUGUACCUGGAAUAUCAAUUAUAUAUAGACCAUCGAGGGGAAUGAUAUCCUACAAAAGAAGAACAGUUCAAAUGUCCAAAAAAGAUACUGAGUUUAGAGUAUUAGUGUGUAUUCAUACCCCUAGAAAUGUUCCAACAAUGAUCAACCUUCUUGAAGCCUCUAAUCCAUCAAAAAAGUCACCAAUAUGUGUAUAUGUGCUCCAUUUGGUUGAACUUACCGGUCGAACAUCUGCAUUACUCAUUGUUCAUACCUCUAGAAAAUCAGACAACCCUACUCUCAACAGAACUGAAGCUCAAUCUGAUCACAUAAUCAACGCCUUUGAAAACUACGAACAACACACCGAACAUGUAUCAGUCCAACCUUUAACAGCAAUCUCCCCAUACUCCACAAUGCAUGAAGAUAUAUGCAAUUUAGCUGAGGAAAAGCGUGUUGCAUUUAUAAUCAUCCCUUUUCAUAAACAGCAAACAGUUGACGGAGGGAUGGAAGCAACGAACAUGGCAUUUCGAACUGUUAACCAAAAUGUAUUAGCGAAUUCGCCUUGUUCUGUUGGAAUUCUAGUAGAUAGAGGAUUAAAUAGUUCAAACCGUUUAGUUGCUGAUCAAAUGUCUCAUCAUGUAGCAGUUUUGUUUUUUGGUGGAGCAGAUGAUAGGGAAGCGUUAAGUUACGGUUGGAGAAUGUCAGAACAUUCUGGAAUAAGUCUAACAGUUAUGCGUUUCGUUCCCGGAGAAGACAUAAUGAUGAUGAAAGAUAAUGCCAACAAUCAAGAGAAACAAAGAGUGUUAGAUGUUGAAACAGAUGAAAAUAAUAAUGAGAAACAACUUGAUGAGAAGUUUUUGCAUUGGUUUAUGAUGUGUCAUGUGAAUGAUGAUUCAAUUGCAUAUAUUGAGAAAGUAGUUAAUAAUGGAGAGGAAACAGUUGGUGCUAUAAGGUCAAUGGGUGAUGUUUUUGGGCUUUUUAUUGUAGGAAGAGGACAAGGAAAUAUAUCACCACUUACAGCAGGACUCACUGAUUGGAGUGAGUGUCCUGAAUUAGGAGCUAUUGGUGAUUUGUUAGCAUCUUCUGAUUUUGCAACAAUUGCUUCAGUUUUGGUAGUUCAACAAUAUGUUGGUGUUGGUUCGGAAGAUGGAUUAGGAACACCAGUGUUAACAAACGAAGAUUAUGUUAAUCAUCAUUCAUCAGUUACCCCACCAAGGGGUCAUCAAACUGUAUUUAAUACAUAACGAUUGUCAAUUCAGGUUGUAGCAUAAUACCAAACUCAAUAUUUAGAUAGGCUCAAUGGACAGCUAUAGAGGA